AUGCGAGGGUGCACGGCCUACAACAUCCACGUGAACGGCGUGUUGCACUGCCGCGUGCGCUACAGCCAGCUCCUGGGGCUGCACGAGCAGUUAAGGAAAGAGUAUGGCGCUAACGUGGUCCCGGCCUUUCCCCCGAAGAAGAUCUUCACGCUCACCCCGGCAGAGGUAGAGCAACGACGGGAACAGCUGGAGAAAUACAUGCAGGCGGUGCGGCAGGACCCGACGCUGGGAGGCAGUGAGACCUUCAACAGCUUUCUGCGCAAGGCCCAGCAGGAAACACAGCAGAUACCCACAGAGGAGGUGGUGCUGGAAGUGCUGCUCUCCAACGGCCAGAAGGUCAAGGUCACCAUCCUUACCUCGGACCAGACGGAGGAUGUCCUUGAGGCUGUGGCCUCCAAGCUGGAUCUGCCGGAUGACCUGGUCGGCUACUUCAGCCUCUUCCUGGUGAGAGAGACCAAGGACGGAGCUUUCUCCUUCGUGCGGAAGCUGCAGGAGUUUGAGCUGCCGUACGUGUCCGUCACCAGCCUGCACAACUCCGAGUUCAGGAUCAUCCUGCGCAAGAGCUACUGGGACUCCUCCUAUGAUGACGAUGUAAUGGAGCAUCGUGUGGGGUUGAACUUGCUGUACGCGCAGACGGUGUCAGACAUUGAGCAUGGAUGGAUCCUUGUUAACAAAGAACAGCACCGGCAGCUGAAGUCCCUGCAGGAAAAAGUCUCCAAGAAGGAGUUCAUCCGCCUGGCGCAGACCCUGAAGUACUACGGCUAUCUCAAGUUCGACCCCUGUGUCACUGACUUCCCUGAGAAGGGAUGCCACGUCGUCGUCAGUGCUGGCAACAACGAGCUCAACUUCCAGGUGCGGCUGCCGAGCGACCAGAUCAAGGAAGGCAGCUUCAAGGUCACGCGCAUGCGGUGCUGGCGGGUCACGUCCUCGGUGCCGAUGAGCAAUGGUCCCUCGGGGAGCAGCCCGGGGAAGUCCGAGGUGAAGCUGGAGUUGGCUUUUGAGUAUCUCAUGAGCAAGGACCGGCUGCAGUGGGUCACCAUCACCAGUCCACAGGCCAUCAUGCUGAGCAUCUGCCUGCAGUCCAUGGUGGACGAGCUGAUGGUGAAAAAGUCUGGAGGUAGCAUCCGCAAGAUGCUUCGCCGGCGGCGCCGGCGGGUGAAUGGGGCCCUGCGGCGCUCGGACAGCCAGCAAGCUGUGAAAUCGCCCCCACUGCUGGACUCGCCUGACGCCUCCCGGGAGCCGAUGGCCAAACUCUCGAGCAAGCUCACCUCUGUCAGCCUUCGAGGGAUCAGCCACUCCAGCUCUGCUAACGAUGUGGGCGCUAACGACUUCCAUGGCAAUUACGCCUUUGAGGGCAUUGGUGAUGAAGAUCUGUAGUGCCCCCCCUUCCUAGGACAGCACCAGCCCGAGGGCCUUCGCUGAGGAAUGUACGACCUGCAGACAGGUUGCAAUCAACGUGCCUCUCACCUGCUACAUCCACCUUCCCCUGCUCCCCCGGGCUGGGGAGAUCACCCCCAGCCCACCGUUGCCUUCGGGGUGGGGGCAGCUGAACUCCUCCUGCUGCUGGCUCCAGCUGG
This is a messenger RNA of Charadrius vociferus (killdeer), 1577 nucleotides long. RefSeq names its product sorting nexin 17 (gene SNX17). The record is from RefSeq and is a predicted model, not a curated record. Gene Ontology annotation, molecular function: phosphatidylinositol binding. Gene Ontology annotation, cellular component: early endosome. NCBI's taxonomy places the organism in Eukaryota, Metazoa, Chordata, Aves, Charadriiformes, Charadriidae. Gene Ontology annotation, biological process: intracellular protein transport; signal transduction.